Spodoptera litura is the source of this 2417-nucleotide messenger RNA. RefSeq lists its product as uncharacterized. The record is from RefSeq and is a predicted model, not a curated record. Lineage: Eukaryota; Metazoa; Arthropoda; Insecta; Lepidoptera; Noctuidae.
UCCUCGUUCCAGGUCUUCCGGCGGCUAGGCACCCGCUUAGCCAACCACAGAGCCUCAUUAUCAUCAGAACUUGGCUCUUUGUGGGACUUCAUUAGAAUAGAUCGGGACAGACGGCGGUCUGCUCCAUCAGCAUCUACCUACGAAGCGAUACACACCGACACGAGAUCCCCUGUACGUCUUGCCAGAGAUCUUCUCCAAGUGAUCCAAGAAACUGUCUUUUCAAAGAAGUUUGAAGAGUCUCCUAAACGCUGCCCUCUUGUCAAAGAAGAAUCUGACCUCAGCUCUGAUGGAGAAGAAGGCACUGAGAGGAGAAUAGCUAAUCUAAUCGACUUCUUCUUUACUAUAGUCAAAAGUCAGAGAGGAGAAAGAAAAGGCAGUGGGGGAAGUUGCUUCAAAAGUGAGGUUACUCCUGAAGAAACUAAAGAAUUCGUUCCCAGUAAGAUAAAUACUGAAUUAGAGGCUAAAAUGGAGACUCUAAUGGACUUCUUAGCUACUACAGGGUGUAUGGAGAAGGAAGAUGAAGUUGGUGAUAAUAAAAUAACUCUUAUGGAGUUCUUAUUUGGUCCGGAAGACCCGAAGCCUAGUAUAGAAAUCGUUGACGUCGAACCAGGACUCAGCGAAGCGAAUAUCAACGUUAAAGACCUUUCUUACAUAGAUGAUACGCCUGAAGAAGAGGCGGAAACACUAGUUGAAAUGCUAAUCAAAUACAUGGAGAAUUACACGACAAAAGACAAAUUUCAUUCAAAAUCUUUAACGCCGUCGCUGUCUGAGAAAUCAAAAUCGGAUAUCACUAUAAGUAAACUUGAAACUUUUAGUGAUAUUAGUAAAACGAAAUCAGAUUCGACUCUAACUCAUACGCAAGACACUGUCAUAGAUAGAGGCGAGGAUUAUUCAACAGACAGACGGAUAUCUGAAACAGUUGUUGAUCUGAGUAAUGUAAAGAAUGAUCUAGAAAUGAUAUUCGAUGAAGCUGUGAGUAGAGUCAGCGAAAUAAUGAAGUUAGAAGAAGAGCAUGACACUAUGACUGAUCAAGAAGAUAUAGAGAACUAUGAAUCUUAUACUAAACCUCCGAUGCUACCUUACAUACAGUACCUACCAUACAGUGUAGAGUUAUCAGACAUAAUAGAAGAAGAUGAACCAUCUUCUCGUGAUCUUGAUAAAAAAGACGAUAGAAACACACAAAUAAGACAGGCUGCUGAAGAUUUACUGAACUACAUAGAAGAUAAAGUAGCUAAGCAUUUUGAAGAAGAAGAUUCAGAUGAUGAAUUCGAUAUAAGUUCCAGUUUAAAACGAUCAUCGAUUAGCUUAAUCGAUUUGCGAAAUAUUCCCGAUUUACCUCCAAGCAUGAUUAUAAAGCCUAAAGUCGUGAAAGUCGAUAAAUCAACGUCUACAACUGAAAUAUCGGAUUCUAUAUCCGAUUUGUCGAGAAGAAUCGAUUCUGCUUGCAUGACGGAGGAUACAACACUUACGUCAAGUUCAGAAAAAAGUGCAAGAGCUUUGGAUAAAUUAGAAUCAUUACAUAAAUUCUUCUCAAGGUCUCGAUUAGAAAUUAUCGACGAAAGUGAAGAACAAUUGGACAAAAUUAAAAAUACGAAACCAGUUAAAACUAUUUCUGGUAGUGACAGUAAUGGACCAGAAUAUAAAGCUGGACAAGCAAGUUUAGACGACGUGGAAGAUAUACAAGACGACGACAAAGCAAACGUCGGCUGCGGCGACGGUGUCAUUGAAAAAUCAAACGACAAAGACAAUGAAUUACCCAAAAACGGUGACGAAAUAUCAGACAGUGUCCAAGAAGGGAAAAUGACUAAAAGUCUUGACGAAAUCAAAGAGAUCAGCGAAGAUGAUGACAGUCAAGUUAUUGAUGAUGACAGAGACAUGAAACAAUGGAGUCCUUCACCAGAAGAGAUAGCUGAGAUCAAUGAACGGUACAGACUAGCAGUUAGCGCUGAAGCGAGCAAAAAUCAAACUGAGUCUGAAGAAAUUGUUACAGCUAUUGGUAAUUCCGGGGUCGGCAAUGAACGGAGUCCUUUGAAAUUCGUACUCAGUGAGGUAGAUGAGGCUUUGGAAGAAUUCGUUGUAACGCCUAAAGGGAAAGUGAGACACACGUCCGUGUGAGAAGCAAACAAAUACACGUUCGAUGAUAAAGUACAAAAAAAUUGAAUAUCAUAAUAAUUGGCACAAGAAACUAGACACGAAGAAAGCAAAUAUUAUUACAAAGAAAGUAAUCAACUAGAGAAUUAGUCAGAAUUAUAUUUAACACGAAAUGAAUUCAGAAAACAACAAACAUAAUUCUAAAAUUGUCGCUAAUGUUGACAUUUUGUAAAUGUAAGGGACAUUCGAAGCACUAAACUAUGUUAAAGAUGGAAACAUACUGCUGACACACACCACAACGCAAAUAAAAAACGACGAAUCGUCAA